UCGAUUUUUGAUAGCUACAGAACUCUUUAUCCGCACGGAACAUUUUCCAGACAGUAUGGUGCAUUGUAAUAUUACAAGUUUCACGGCAUCUGCUGCCAGAACGCAAUAUGCCACAUCAUUUCGUGUUGCCAUAAGAUCAGAAAUUUUGACAUGACGGCGAAAGCCGGAAUAGUGGGACAAGUAUAGGUGGCCGUUGCUGGACACCUACGUGGCAAACACAUUUCCACGGCAACAGAUACUGCCGCAACAGGACGCGGUGUUUUCUGUGCGGCAACAGUAAGCACGUUUCAACAGCAACGAAUCAACAGGCAACAGUACAGGCAUGUCCGCUUCGACAAUAAAUAGUGAGUACCAGCAGCACGGUCGUGAGUUGCAUGAGAGCAGUGAGAGAUCGUGUUUGGAUGUUAGGAAAGUCCAUUAGUAGCAGCCAAUAAUUAUACUACAGACAGUUGGAGAAAUAUUUCUUGCUAUGAGAGAAAACAUGGGUAGUCUGUCUGAAGAUCAACCUAUACAUGGUGAUGAGCGGCCAUAUUCCAAUGAUGUCCGUAAGAAGUCUUUCAGUCAAAAGCCAAAUCCGGGUAGACAUCAGCUGAAACAGAGUCCAAAGCAGCCAUUUUCCUGUGACAUAUGUAAUAAGUCAUUAAGUCGUGAGGAUGACCUGAAGACACCUCAAUGUGUACAUAGUAAGGCGAGGCAAUUUUGGUGCAUUGUGUGUAAUAAGUCAUUCAGUCAGCAGGGUAGUUUGAAGAGGCAUCAGCGUGUACAUGAUGGAGUGCGGCCAUUUAUGUGUGAAGUGUGUAACAAGUCAUUCAGCCAGAAGUGUAAUCUGAAGAUCCAUCAGCGUCUACAUACUGGGGAGCGGCCAUAUUGUUGCAACAUAUGUAAUAAGUCAUUCGGUCAGCAGAAUCAUUUGACGAAGCAUCAGUUCAAGCACAUUGAGGAGCAUUGUGGUUCUGAUGUGCCUAGUGCAAUAUUUGGUCAUUUUCUUGCAUUUUGAAGACGCAUCAACCCACACACAUUGAUGUGUGUAGUAAAUCAUAGAGCAGUAAGCAUGGGUUUAGACUAUAGGAACAAUAUGUGACUUGUAGCAUGUCACGGUAUUGCUUGCCAUAAGUCACAGUUUUACUCUGUGUUGAAUGACACAUGUUUGUUUGAUUCUCAAAAUUUUAACUGAUAAUCAAAAACUAAGAUGGAAGGAAAAUUGUUUCCAUCUUCUUUAUAAUGAUGAAGAUCUCUUGAAGUGUAUCAUUA
This is a messenger RNA of Cryptotermes secundus, 1251 nucleotides long. Its product is annotated as gastrula zinc finger protein XlCGF71.1. The record is from RefSeq and is a predicted model, not a curated record. Gene Ontology annotation, molecular function: DNA-binding transcription factor activity; RNA polymerase II cis-regulatory region sequence-specific DNA binding. Gene Ontology annotation, biological process: regulation of transcription by RNA polymerase II. Bases 470 to 997 code for a protein of 175 amino acids. Lineage: Eukaryota; Metazoa; Arthropoda; Insecta; Blattodea; Kalotermitidae. The transcript is spliced from 2 exons.